Molecule: messenger RNA, 2175 nt
Organism: Magallana angulata
Lineage: Eukaryota; Metazoa; Mollusca; Bivalvia; Ostreida; Ostreidae
Product: interferon-induced protein 44-like
Exons: 6
Coding region: 47-1459 (470 amino acids)
Molecular function (GO): GTP binding
Source: RefSeq, a predicted model, not a curated record
UGUGUGUUUUAAAAAAUCACGAACACCUUUUAGGCAUUUCGACAAUAUGAACGGAUUCCUCGUGCAUAAACACAAGAACAAGAUAUCAGAAUGGAUUGGCGGGAAUAGUAGGUUUGAGCUCCUUUACAAAUUAAGUCGAGACGGAGGGUCAACAAAAAUGUUCCACGAGUUGUGUGAUAACAAAGGACCCACGGUGACCAUCUUCUACAACACAGACAACAACGUGUACGGGGGGUACCUGUCAGACAGCUGGGGAAGAUCUGGUGGAUGGUGUACAGACCAGAGAGCGUUUCUGUUUACAUUGUAUAGUGCUGGUCACUGGAAACCAAUGAAAUUUCCUCACAUAGAUGGAGAAACACAUUUCCAAACAAUAUAUCAUGGACCUUGGUUUUAUUCAUUAAACAGUUUUCACACGUGUGUUAAAAUGGAAAAAACAAAUCCAUCAAACUGUUACAAAUGCAAUACAACUGGUCUAUUUGACGGGCAAAGAUUUGACAUGAAAGGAGAGACCGCUCAGUCGGUGGCAAACGGUCACAACAAUGUCACGGAUCUAGAGGUCUACCUUGUUAAAGAUGGUUUACCAGACAUGGAACUACAGAUUCCUUGGAGGGAUUCUACAGAGUGGAAUAAUAAGGGUUUUCAAGAAUUAAAGGAAUUUAUCGCCACUUACGAACCGUUUGAUGAGAUGAAAAUUCCGGAAGUCAACAUUUUACUGAUUGGACAGGCCGGCGCCGGAAAAUCCAGUUUAUUUAACACCAUCAACUCAAUCUUCAAAGGUGGAAUGUCUUCCCGUGCAUGUUCCGGAUGUGCAGAAAAGGGCAUCACACAAAAGUUCGAUAAAUUACGGAUCCGUGACCCAUCCACCAAGAAAUAUCUUCGUUUCCGAAUAUGUGAUACUUGUGGAGUAAAGGAUCGGAUAAACAUCAAGAACGAGGAUAUUGGUUUUAUUAUGGAUGGAAACCUCCCAAAUCAUUACACGUUUGACCACGAGACUGGGGCGUCAAUAAAAAGCUCUCGCUUUGUCAAGGAACCAACAAUGAGGGAUAAAAUACACGUGGUCGUUUUCAUUCUUGACGGGAGUAACCUGAACUUUCUGUCAAAUGACGUUGUUAAAAAACUUCAAGAGAUCAAAAGUCUUGCUAUUGAUAGAGGUGUUCCUCCCUUAGUUUUUCUUACGAAGAUCGACGAAAUUUGUGAAUUGGUCAGAGAUGACGUCAGCAAAGUGUACAAUAGUAAAAUUGUAGAAGAUGCUGUCAACAAGGCCGCGGAUCUCUUCGCUAUCCCAAGAUUCCAUGUACUUCCGGUCAAAAAUUAUGAGAAAGAAUCUGAACUCCUGACCAGUAUCAACAUUUUGGCUUUAACAGCGUUGCGAAAGUCGCUGAUGUUUGCAGACGACUUUCUUGAGAACCAGUAUGAGCUAAAACAAGAAAAAAUGGAGACGUUAAAUAAACAGGACUGAGGCCCCCAAACGGUUUAGGAUUCUCUGAGGAAACGAUUAGAACUUCUUUUGUGACGUUUUUGGGUUAACUUCGUGUAACUUAAGGAUGAAGUAAAAUAAAAGUGAAUUAAUGCUACAAAAAAGAGAUUAAUUAUAUGUUUUUUGUUUGGGGAAGGCGUUAAAAGCAACAAAUGUACAUUUGAUGUAAUUUGCAUACUGGUAAAUGUUAUUAACAUGUUCAUUUAUUUGGGCACAUGUAUUUAUGACAGAAAAACCUAAAAAAAACCAACGUGUAUAAAUCUGUUCUGCUACAUGUUACAUGUAAAGGACAUAAGCCUCAAAUUAUUUAUUCUGUGAGCGAGAGAACUGUUUGACUGUUUUACUUACAGAUCUAGAAUGACAGAUUAAGACUUUUAAUUCUCUCUAAGCAUUUAAUCAACUGUGUAAAAAAGGACAAUAUCAGGUAAACCUGUUAACAAAUAUGAUCAUGGUAUGUAGCAACCUCUAAUGAUAAACAGUCCACUGACCACUGAUAGAGGACGGUGUAUCAUUAGAGUUGCUACAAAGGUCCUUACAACAAAACUAGUGUUGUGUGGAGUUUACUGUAUUGUUCAAUGAAUGUUAAUUUCUCUCAAAUUAAUCAUAUCAAUGGCACAUGAUGUACAAAAAAAAUAUUUACAAAUGUACAAAUGCAGAGGCAAGUUAGAAAAAGUACAGAGUUAAAUAAAUCGAGCUAA